Molecule: messenger RNA, 869 nt
Organism: Rotaria sp. Silwood2
Lineage: Eukaryota; Metazoa; Rotifera; Eurotatoria; Philodinida; Philodinidae
Source: the annotation of a GenBank genome assembly
AUGUUUUCGCGUCGUUUUUACUCACCGAAAGUUAUUCGCCAGAAAAUUCGGCGUCAACAACAACAUCAAAUGAUUCGCCGUAUUCAUUCACCAAUCGAUUCUCAAUCCGAUGAAAGUAUACCAUUCCAAGAACAAUCAACAAAUGCAGCACCAGUUUCUCUUUCAACAUCUGAUGAUCUUUUAUCUUAUGAAGUCGAUGAACAUGACAACGCUUAUAUUAUUUCGAAUGAAAUUCCUGAUGAUUCACCACCAUUAUUUCUUGGUUCAUCCAUUAGUACUGCACUUGCGACAGAUCGUAUCAUGAAAUUUUCACUUGAUGCUAACUUGGAUAAACUGAAAUCUAAAAAGCUACUCGUACUAAUAAAAUCAUUUCUACCAAGCCCGAAUAAUCUUCCUGUUACACACAAGCAAAUACUCAAACGAUCUGGUCGAACAUCAAUGUUUACAACUCAAUAUUAUUGUAAUCACUGUUCAAGUAUUGUGUCUACUUUGAAGCUUGGUGCAAAAAUAUGUUUAACCAGUGGUUGUGUUGGAUCUCAACGGACAUUAAACAACAAUGAAUUAACAGAAGUUGUCACUGUUAACAUCAUUUCACGUCUUGAAUCAAUUUUAGCACGCAAUGUUGAUGCACUUACUGGCCAAACAAAUCAUCUAUUUCCACCAGGUGAUGUUUCUCGAUUUGGAUUUUAUCAGGAAAUCACGAAUAAUAAAACAAAUGGAAAUGUUAUUACAUUAAUUUUGCAUGCUGAUGCUGCAACAUUGGUGCCCAGCAAUAAGCGAAGUUUAUGGCCUUUUUAUGCUUCUAUAGUUGAACUACCACCUCCGAUUCGUGAAUACAAACAUAAUAUAUUAACUUUAGCAUUAUGGGU